GUAUCGCAAUCGAAAUCGAAAUCGGACGGGACGAGAAAGAAACGGCUCCGGCAAAAUCGUUAUAAAUUAAUUAAUAAACCGCAAAUCAGCGCUGCAAAAGUGUGCAAAACACCCGCUAAUUAACGUAAUAACGCUUGCGGUGCUUAGGAGCCUGGAAAAUCGUUAGUUUGCCAGGACUUGUGUGUUUUUCCAUUCGCCGCAGCAGCAUAUGUACACACACACACGCGCACCCCCGCCCAACACACACACAUACACGACUAGGUGUAUUAAAAUUAAAGUUGUGUUUUCGAGUGUGUGUAAAGUGCAAUAGCCCAGUGGAAAGUGGAAGUGAAAUAGAGUGCGUUCCAGUUCCAGGCAAGGAGUUCCCUUCCAGGAGUUGAGUGUCUUAACCCAUGUCUGCCCCGAUUGCCAUUGCCAAGGAUUGCUAAGGGUUAAGGCUCGAGGAUAAGGACACGGAUAGGGAUACGGAUAAGGAGUGCCAGGAUAAGAGAUCCAGGAGGAAUAUAGGAGUUGCCAGUCCCAUCGCUUCGUCUCCGCAACUAUGCAUUGGCUAGGGGCGAUUUGCAGCCAGCUUAGAGCGCCAGCGAGCAACUGCAGCAACACAUAACCAAAACAACCAUCAACCUCCUCAUCAACUUGAACUUCAACUCCAAACCAAGUCCACCAACACUGAGCCACCCCAACGCCUCUUGCCUCCAGGAGCAGCGCCAGGAGCACCAGGGCAGUCCCAGCUGGAGGAGCAGGAAUCCCCCCGCGGCGGAGGAGCAGCCAGUCUGGAAUGUUGGAACACCCCCAGCGGUUCGUGCGCAACAUCCCCGACUCCUCAGCCAGUUCGCAGCAGUAUCCGCAGCAGCAGCAGCAGCACCAGCAUCCGCCCCAGCUGCCGCAGCACCAGAAUCUGAAUCUCAACCAGAACCAGAACCAGAAUCAGAUAUACCAGUACCGUCCCCAGGUGCCCGUGCCCGUGCCCGGCUCGCCUGCCCACCACCAGCGCCACUCGUCGCUCUCCCAGCAACAGCAGCUGCACCACCACCGCACCCUGUCCACCGCCUCCUCCUGCAGCGCCCAGCACAAAAGUGUGACCUUCGGCCAGCCAGCGCUCGACUGCGGCGGCAACGGCAGCGGAAGCGCCAACGGAAGCGGUAGCGGCAACUCUUCCAGUGGCAGUGCCGCCGGCAACGCUGGAACCCAACCAAUGGCGGGCAACAUGAAGCACGGCAAAUCUCAGGAAGACGUCUGCUACGUGGUAGCCAAGUACGACUAUGCGGCGCAGGGUGCCCAGGAGCUGGAUCUGCGCAAGAACGAGCGCUAUCUGCUGCUGGACGACUCGAAGCACUGGUGGCGCGUCCAGAACAGCCGCAAUCAGUCCGGCUACGUGCCCAGCAACUAUGUGAAGAAGGAGAAGCCCUCGCUCUUCGACAGCAUUAAGAAGAAGGUGAAAAAGGGCUCCGGAUCGAAGACGCUGCCCAAUUGCUCGCCCUCGCGACAAAUCGAGAGUCCAACCAUGUCGCGCCGACUGCCCCCCGAUCCCGCCGAGGCCAUCGGCACUGCUGUGGUCAAGUACAACUACCAGGCCCAGCAGCCCGAUGAGCUGUCGCUGACCAAGGGUACGCGGAUCCUCAUCCUGGAGAAGUCCAACGACGGCUGGUGGCGUGGGCAGAGCGGCAACUCCGUCGGCUGGUUCCCCAGCAACUACACAACGGAGGAUUGUGAUAACGACGGCGAGAUCCACACCUACGCCAUGGCCGAGAACGUGCUCGAUAUUGUGGUCGCUUUGUACAGCUUCACGUCGAACAACGACCAGGAGCUGUCCUUCGAGAAGGGCGAUCGGCUGGAGAUCGUGGAUCGGCCCGCCUCCGAUCCGGACUGGUACAAAGCUCGCAACAAUCAGGGCCAAGUCGGUUUAGUUCCACGCAAUUAUCUCCAAGAGUUGAACGACUACCUGGCCACGCCCUAUCGCAACACGAGUGCCAGCGCCGGCAACGGAAAUGGAGGAGGCAGCAAUGGCGGAGCAGGCGGCGCAGGUGGAGGCGGAAACGACUCCAUGGAGCGACGCAACGAGGGCAAUAAGCCGGCGGCGCAGUCCUCCGGCCAGCCUAUUGAGCGGCCCAAUCUGGCGGGCAAGUCGUGGUACUAUGGAGCCAUCACCCGGAGCCAAUGCGACACGGUGCUUAAUGGCCAUGGGCACGAUGGCGACUUCCUCAUCAGAGACAGUGAGACUAACAUGGGCGACUACUCGGUUUCGUUGAAGGCCCCCGGGCGCAACAAGCACUUCCGCGUGCACGUGGAGCAGAACAUGUACUGCAUCGGGCAGCGGAAGUUCCACUCGCUGGACCAACUGGUCGACCACUACCAAAGAGCGCCCAUCUACACAAACAAGCAGGGCGAGAAGCUGUAUCUGGUGCGGUCGCUGCCGAAGGCCAAUGGGACGUAAGCAGGGUCCAGGACCAGGGCGGCGGAAUCUCAGCACCCAUAUUACCCGUAUUCAAGCAACACACAUAUGCAACACAAAGAUAUACCAAGGCUAACUUGUAGGCAGCUCAGCUCAGCGCGACGUGUAGUUCAAUGUAGUUCGGUUCCGUUCGUUUCCGUUCGGUUCGGUUGGGAUCUUCAAUUAUGGACUCAGUUUUGGAUUAGAUCAGAUCAGACCAGCGUGUGUAUAUAGAUCGGUUGGUUCGACGCGACCCGUACAUAUAGCCGCGGACAGAGGACCUUUUUGUACUUUUAUAUCAUUGAAUUAACUAAAUUACCGCUUAAUUAUCGCAUUGGCUAUGUUAACGAGGAACAGUAAACGAUAAACUAAAGAACUCAUCAUCGCAUUCGAUUCGAUUUGAGCAAUUCUAGAUGUCAACAUGCAAUACAUUUACAUAUUUACAUACCAUACAUGUGCACAUAUUAUACUAUAUUCUAAAGCAAAGUUGUAGCAAACUUAUGUACACAGAGAGGAGAGUAAGAGUCCGCUUUUAAUCAGAAUCAGAAUCAGAACACUCGAACAUGUAAUAUGAGAUAUGAUAUAUGAUAUUUGAUAUGAUACGAUGUCUAUUAUCCACGCGCUAACCGUAAGCAUACUGUGUACGAUCGUAACCAAUCCGCAAGAUAUCGAUUUCGUGUAUGUACAUACAUAGGUGAGGCAUCCUGAUCCUGGAUCCAGGACACUCAACCCACACAGCCAGAGUGAGGAAUACGCUCCUACAGUCAUUUUUGUUAUUUAUCCAUUAACUUAUCGACUACGAUAUAACCACGCAGACCGCAAAACAAAUACAAUUGAUAUCUCCGGGCGGAGUCCUGCCCCGCGCAUAA
Drosophila subpulchrella is the source of this 3300-nucleotide messenger RNA. RefSeq names its product cytoplasmic protein NCK1 (gene dock). The record is from RefSeq and is a predicted model, not a curated record. The coding region runs from base 779 to 2434 and encodes 551 amino acids. The transcript is spliced from 6 exons. Lineage: Eukaryota; Metazoa; Arthropoda; Insecta; Diptera; Drosophilidae. Gene Ontology annotation, molecular function: protein binding.